Messenger RNA from Gossypium arboreum, 2107 nucleotides. RefSeq lists its product as uncharacterized. NCBI's taxonomy places the organism in Eukaryota, Viridiplantae, Streptophyta, Magnoliopsida, Malvales, Malvaceae. The coding region runs from base 260 to 1933 and encodes 557 amino acids. The transcript has 2 exons. The record is from RefSeq and is a predicted model, not a curated record.
AAUUUCAAUGGUCGUCUUCUCUUCUUCCAUAUAUAUGAAACCCCUACGUACAGGCAGCCACUUCUUCCUUUAAGUUGUGUUGAAAUUCAAGCUCCUAAUUUUUCUUUUUCAUUUUAAUAAUGAAAAAACCACCUUUUCUUCUCCUUCUUCUUCCUCCUGUUAUGUGCUGUAAAUUGUAAUCCAUAUUUAUAUCCUCCCUUUGUCCUUCAUCUAUUCCCACAUUUUCACACUACAUGAAUUUGCUGUCAUAAUCAAGUGAAUGCAGGUUCAUUGUGAGAGAAAGUUGGUAAUGGAACAGGGCAAAGGUAGAGACACCCUGCGAUCGAUGGCAACCAAGAAAAAAGAAAGUAGCAGUUUGGGGAAAGAGAAAAGGGUCACUUGCCCUUCAAAACCAAAUGCUUCCAUUACCACCCUCGGAGCAGCAAGCCAAGGGCUAAGAAGACCCACUAUAGCAAGCCUUCAAGGGCAAGAGCAAAGAAGAGUCUCUCUACCUGCCACCUUACCCACCCAUAUCAACAAGUCUACAAUAAGCACAUGCAGUGAUGGUUCUACCAAGACUGCUAAAAAAAUUGGGGUUGUAAACAGCUCCACCAAAUCCCAACCCCAAAGACCUGCAUCGGCAGCUCCAGUCCAAAAGCCACUUGUUUCUUCGGCUCCACGCAAACCAACAACAGCCAGAGCUGCUGCUUCUUUGAGUUCAAAAGUCACUGCUACUGCACACAGGCCCACCUUGGAAAGGCUUGCCAAAAACCCAAUUGCAGGGAAACCAUCCACGUUAUCAUCUUCUUCGUCUAAGACUAGGACUAGGACUAUGUCUACGACUAAGAGCUUGAAGAAGGCCCCUACUACUACCACUAAGAGGGGAACUACUACUUUUUUGGCUUCAAAGAAACCUCCAUUAACUAAAAAGGAUGUCCAAAAAGAAAAUUUGGAUCAUCAAGUUGAGGAGGUCGUGAAAGAUGAGGUGGGUGAAGUACAUGAUGUUGAAAUACCAAAAGCUGAAGAAACCCAACAACAUGAUUACCAGGUUGAAGUUUUGGAUGCUACCCAUCAUGUCCAAAGUGUUGAAGAAGAAAAGGAAAAAGAUACCCUUGAUGAUGUUCCCGCAGUUGUGGAACAACAUGAAGUUCCUCAGCUUGAAGAAAUGGAAGAACAUGAUGGAGAUAAGGAAAAUGACAGCAAAGAGGAGGUCAACGAUAGUGAUGGUAACAAAGAAGAAGAGGUUCAACAGGAGGAAACUAAAGCAGAAGCCGAAAAUGGAGGAGUAGAAGAAGGUUAUAGAGCUGAGGAGGUGACUGAAAAUGGAGAAGAAAAGGGUGAUCAUGAAGGGAAAGAACAGGAGUUUGAAUUAGUUAAAGAAGAAACAAUAGUAGAGGAAGCAAAUGUGGUAAUUGCCACAAGCCAAGUACAAGAAGAAGCGCUGCAUGGGGUAAAGGAAACCAUUGAAGAGGAAGCAAAUGUGGUAAUUGCCACAAACCAAGAACAAGAAGAAGCGCUGCAUGGGGAAAAGGAAACCAUUGAAGAGGAAGCAACUGUGGUAAUUGCCACAAACCAAGAACAAAAAGAAGCGCUGCAUGGCGAAAAGGAAACCAUUGAAGAGGAAGCAAAUGUGGUCAUUGCAACAAACCGAGAACAAGAAGAAGCGCUGCAUGGGGAAAAGGAAACCAUUGAAGAGGAAGCAAAUGUGGUAAUUGCCACAAACCAAGAACAAGAAGAAGCGCUGCAUGGGGAAACGGAAACCAUUGAAGAGGAAGCAAAUGUGGUAAUUGCCACAAACCAAGUACAAGAUGAAGCGCUGCAUGGGGAAAAGGAAAUCGCAACACCCAUCAUAAGUGAUAUGGUGAUGGAGGGGAAAGCUAGUGAUAAUAAGGUAGUUGACGGGGGGAAGAACAGUGUUAGAGCACUGAUUGGGGCAUUUGAGACUCAUAAAUGAAAACAAAAAACUUACAAAAUGCGUGAAGCCAUGGUUGAGUUUUUUUUCUUUUUAUUCAUUUCAAUUGUUGGAAUCUUUCCCCCCACUUUCCUUUGUUCCUGUAAGAAAUUAAAUGUAGCAAGAAUUUGUAAUAUUCAAAGAUUAAUUUAAUAUGUGUAUAUAUUCUUUACCGAA